Fusarium pseudograminearum CS3096 is the source of this 2637-nucleotide messenger RNA. RefSeq lists its product as uncharacterized. Gene Ontology annotation, cellular component: nucleus; Slx1-Slx4 complex. The record is from RefSeq and is a predicted model, not a curated record. Gene Ontology annotation, molecular function: 5'-flap endonuclease activity. The coding region runs from base 1 to 2637 and encodes 878 amino acids. Lineage: Eukaryota; Fungi; Ascomycota; Sordariomycetes; Hypocreales; Nectriaceae. The transcript has a single exon. Gene Ontology annotation, biological process: DNA repair; DNA replication.
AUGGUAUCCCCUGAUGUCUUGGGGCUGUCGCCACUUCGCGAUACAAGACGCCAGUUACUUCUUGUUAAUUCUUCAUCCCCUGAUCUCCCACCGCUCCGGGAGGUCCUCGCAAACAGUCAGCCUCAGAACCAGAAUGGCCACCGGACUUCAACAUUACCAAUGAAUGAAAUGCCGGGCUUCGUUUCCGCAAGAAAGGUCACUUCGACGCCUUCAUUGGAGGCAUCUGUUACUACUGCCAAUUCCAAAGCGGUCGCGGGCUCGGCGGAUGAAGCUUUGGCCAAUGGUGGCUUCAUAGCUGGAGAUUCUGCCACUCCGAUCCAACAGGAAGAAGAUGUAAUAGUUGUCAAGAUUACUGGAAAAUCAUCCAGGAAACUUCGAGAGCGGAAAGUCACAAAACCAGCUGCGCCAAAACGGACUAAAUCAAUUCCCUCAACCAAGUCACAGUCUUCAAAAGACGAUGCUGCCGACAAAGACAUUGAAGAUACCCAAGUGAAGUCUAAGAUAAAGAAAAAGAGGACUGGUACUAUGAGUAACCAUUUUCCGCCAGCACAGAAAUACGACGCAACUGAGAAACUUGAGAAGGCCAAUAUGAAUGAACCCCUUCAUUUGGAACAAGCACCUGCACGGAGAUUAGACUGGACCCCCCCUGCCCAGAAGGCCGUGGUAAGCAUCGAUUCAGACUCGUCCACUUUCAAGAGGUUGGGCUCUUCUGAGCCAGAUCAACCACUUCCAGUCUUCAAAAAUCUUGUAGGAGGUUAUGCUUGUGCAGAAGAGCCUUCGGAAUUAGCAUACCGCACUGCACACGCCUCAGACGAAGAUUCAAGCUUUCUCAAAAAAAGGAAGCGCAUUGAGCUCUUGGCUACCAAGGCCACAAGCUCCUCAGUGGCGGAACCCGAGAAGUCACCCACAAAGAAACCUCCAAAGAAGAAGAAGCCUAGAACGAUCACAGAACUUGCCACUGCUGCUUACAGGGUGCCUAGUCAGCCCGACCCUGAAGCAUCAAGUGCUUCUCUAUUGGAUCACUUCUCGAUCGUCAAUCAUGACAUCGGCGGUGCUGCUGCUGAUGCACAGGCAACCAAUCUCAAAGGCAAAGGAAAGCAGCGGCGCAAAACUGCGAAAGCCUCUAAAAAGAAAGCACCACCUCAACCCGUUUUGCUGUCGCCAAGUGCUGCUUUGGCACAGGUUGCUAACCAAGAUUUUGUUUUUGGGACCUCCAGUCAGCUGGCUAGGGAAGAAUCGCCAACUGUCUUGAGAGAUCUUCAAGUUGCUCUGAGGCAAUCGGAUCAGAACGACGAUAUAGACUUUACCAUACCUAUCCAGAGUGAUGGUAUCGAACCGGAACAACAACGAAGCAAGCUUUGGGACGCUGCCGCUCGGGAUGCUGAAGGAGACCUUUUUGAUGUGGAAGUCAUAAACCUGAUAGAGGACACAACAAUACCACCGGUGGAGAGCGCUAAUGCAAACCCUUUCGGUUACCACGUGGGCGGAGAUGAUAGUAUUAUUAUGAUUGAGAGCCAUGCUCCAAGUGAACCCAACCCCAGGGUCGAGUUGCCGGAAACUCCAGCAUUGCCUGGUGAAAGGGCAAUGUCUGCCUUGGAGGGUGGUUCCCCCUACUUUUCCGACAGCGACUUUUCAGUUAGCACAAACAUUGGCCCAGCGAGGCCUGAGCAGAACUAUGCCGCCGAUGAGACUUUAGUAUCACCAACAGAGGAGAUCGAGAGAUUACCUGAACUUCCGCCACAGCCACCACGGCCUAGUUACGAGGACUUUACAGACAUCCGUCUGGCAAAAGAAAUCAAGAAGUUUGGCUUUAAACCUAUCAAACGAAGAAGCGCAAUGAUUGCCUUGCUUGAUCAAUGUUGGCAGAGCAAAGCUCGUACAGGCCAGGCAAGCUUUCAUGCCACAGCUGUAUCGCCUGCUGCUGCUAAGCCCAAAACUACAAAAGUCACCAAAACAAAGACCCCCCCAAAAGCUGCAAAGAGCUCCAAAAAGGCCAAAGGUCAAUCGCGGAGGAACAGUGUCAGUGCUUCGGAGCCUCAGGAACCGCCGCCUUCCGCCCAACCCCCUGAAACCCCUAAACGACCCGGCCGGCCAAGAAAGGACAGCCUCGAGUCAUCGCCGGGUAUUACUUCCCCAUCCAAGCGCAAGUCAGCUUCACCACCAAAGCCUACAGCAUCAUCUCGCCGGGGCAAAACUUCUCAAAAGUCUGUGAUUGAAAUUCCUGACUCUGAAGAUAACGGGAGUGACUUCGCGUCUUCACCGCAGUCCAAUCUUCAACAGACGUCUCCUUCUUCGGCCCCGUUCGAUAUAUCUAUCUCAACCAAUGGUGACAUAGAGACGGUACUUGAAGUCACGCAGACCGAUGAGGAGGUAGCUCUGUUCGAGCAUAUCGCCAAUGCCAUUAAGUCCGCUCCACGGACUAAAGACCCGCAAACGCCAUCAUGGAAUGAAAAAAUACUUAUUUACGAGCCCAUCAUACUGGAGGAUCUCGCAGCAUGGCUCAAUACAGGCGAGCUCAGCCGUGUGGGUUAUGAUGGAGAGGUAGACUCCAACGAUGUGAAGAAAUGGUGCGACUCCAAAAGUGUAUGCUGCGUGCCGCGAACAAACCACCGUGGCAAGGAACGAAAGCGAUUUUGA